Molecule: messenger RNA, 2073 nt
Organism: Nannospalax galili (Upper Galilee mountains blind mole rat)
Lineage: Eukaryota; Metazoa; Chordata; Mammalia; Rodentia; Spalacidae
Gene: Ccdc25
Product: coiled-coil domain containing 25
Exons: 9
Coding region: 89-715 (208 amino acids)
Source: RefSeq, a predicted model, not a curated record
AGGAGUUCCAGGAAGUAGGCUGCCGCCGCGCUGGUGCUCCCCUGAGCUUCUUGAUUUGAGCAGGUGUCGCCGCUCCUCCGGCAGGAUCAUGGUGUUCUACUUCACCAGCAGCAGCGUUAAUUCAUCUACUUACACUAUUUACAUGGGGAAGGAUAAAUACGAAAAUGAAGAUCUGAUAAAGUAUGGCUGGCCUGAAGAUAUUUGGUUUCAUGUGGACAAACUCUCUUCUGCUCAUGUAUACCUUCGAUUGCAUAAGGGAGAGAAGAUAGAAGACAUCCCAAAGGAGGUGCUGAUGGACUGUGCCCACCUGGUGAAAGCCAAUAGCAUCCAAGGCUGCAAGAUGAACAAUGUUAAUGUGGUCUAUACACCGUGGUCUAACCUGAAGAAAACAGCUGACAUGGAUGUUGGGCAGAUUGGCUUUCACCGGCAGAAGGAAGUGAAAAUUGUGACAGUAGAGAAGAAAGUGAACGAAAUCUUGAACCGAUUAGAAAAGACCAAGUUGGAGCGGUUCCCAGACCUAGCAGCGGAGAAGGAGGGCCGAGACCGUGAAGAAAGGAAUGAGAAGAAAGCCCAAAUUCAGGAAAUGAAAAGGAGAGAAAAAGAAGAAAUGAAGAAGAAACGGGAACUGGAUGAGCUCAGGAGCUAUUCUUCACUAAUGAAAGCUGAGAACAUGUCUUCAAAUCAAGAUGGCAAUGAUUCUGAUGAGUUCAUGUGAGCCAAGCAAAGGACCUUGGGAGAUGUGAAUGAACGUUCAAAGUGCUGCAGACCUUGUAAUUCAUCUGUGUUCUGAAUUAUGGAAAACAACCAACCAAAAUUCCACCACUCUGCACAGACAUUAUUCAUUUUGGAAUUUUAAAAAUCAUUCUUUUUGCUGACAGAAAAGGAGCAGAUACCAUGUGUAAUAUAGUUGAACUUGAAGACAACAUAUAACUUUAGGAAAACAAAAUAUUUUUGGCAGAACAUAUGUUAGUACCUUGUGAGAGCUGGCUGCCUUUGUUCUUGAGAUGGACUUUAAAACGAACCAACUAUGGAAAGUAUUUCUGUGGCUGUGGUCUGUCCCUGGGAAUGUGUCAUGAAAUGCUUUUUGUAUUUCUAAAAUAUUUCCAUUUCUCUUAAGACUACUGUAUGUGGGUAAUGCAGGCCAACAACAUUCUCCAGUCACUGAUGUCCUGAUGAAAAGAAGGGACGUGUGCGUUUUGAAGACCACGGUGGUAUUUAAGUUUGUUGAUGUCAGUAUUGAUGCCCCUUGUCAUCAGUGUCAGUGUGGCGAACCGCUCUGUUCCAGCUCUUACAUUCUUGCUUCUUGCAGUGAGGCCUUCAUCUCUUAGCAUCACAGCUAAAUAGUUGAUCUUAAUCAAGUUUGGGCCACAGGGAAGUUGUUACCUAAGCCAAGUCAUAGAUGUGACAACUUUAAGCUAAGUCAUUUCUCCAUGUGGAGGGAGCAGGAAGGGGUGCUCUGUGAAUAGUGGGCCUGGUGGGUUACCUGAUUUUUUUGUCUUGGAUACAUCAUGAAGCAAAAGUCCACAGUGAAUUUUGGUUUUUAGGAAGAAUCAAGCCUUUUUCUAGACUGCCAAGUAUUUGUUUUCGUACCUUGAAAUAAUAUUUAUUUUGAAUUGUAACCCCCAAGUGGUAGACGGAACAACUUCAUAUGUAGCAUUGGGACUCGGCCUGAGCCACCUGCUCUUGGAUGUGAUUCUGACCCAAAGAUACAUUCUUAUUGUAGCAUUUAAGGGAACCCCAGAAAGAACACAGCAGAAAAGAACAGAGCCUGCAAGAUAACCAGCCUGCAGGUUCACGCUGAGCACGCCAGAACUGUACCUGCAGCACUGGUGUUUUGACGUCACAAACGUGGUCCCUUCGGCAAACAUGCUGCUUGUCACCACGUUGGGAGUGUGGGCAGAGCCAGAAAACGAGCUUUCCCUCCUAUUCCAAGUUGGUGUGUGGGCUGAACUGGAAAAUUCCCUGAGGGGAUAUGGAAGCCAGUACCAGAGAUCAGUGAUUAUAUGUGUGUGUCUGAUAUUUAGACUGGAGUUCUGCAAUUAAAAAAUUAUAAUAAAGUUAUCAUUUUUUUAA